AUUUCAGCCUCAGAACUUUCGGGCAGACAAAGGCGUGGAGAAAAGCACUGAGGCUACCCGACCCGAGAGAUCGAAUCAAUUCCGAGGGGAUCUGAAUCCACUGGGUGCAGGAUGAACUCCACUCAUCACCAUGGAAUGCACACUUCUCUCCACUUCUGGAACCGCAGCACCUACGGACCGCACAGCAAUGCCAGUGAGUCCCUUGGAAAAGGCUACUCUGAUGGAGGGUGUUAUGAGCAACUUUUUGUCUCCCCUGAGGUGUUUGUGACUCUGGGUGUCAUCAGCUUGCUGGAGAAUAUUCUGGUGAUUGUGGCAAUAGCCAAGAACAAAAACCUGCAUUCGCCCAUGUACUUUUUCAUCUGCAGCCUGGCUGUGGCUGAUAUGUUGGUGAGCGUGUCAAACGGAUCCGAAACCAUUGUCAUCACCCUAUUAAACAGUACAGAUACGGACGCGCAGAGUUUCACCGUGAAUAUUGAUAAUGUCAUUGACUCGGUGAUCUGUAGCUCCUUGCUUGCAUCGAUUUGCAGUCUGCUUUCAAUUGCAGUGGACAGGUACUUUACUAUCUUUUAUGCUCUCCAGUACCAUAACAUCAUGACGGUCAGGCGGGUUGGGAUCAUCAUAAGUUGUAUCUGGGCAGCUUGCACGGUUUCGGGCGUUUUGUUCAUCAUCUACUCAGACAGCAGUGCUGUCAUCAUCUGCCUCAUCACCAUGUUCUUCACCAUGCUGGCUCUCAUGGCCUCUCUCUAUGUCCACAUGUUCCUCAUGGCCAGACUGCACAUUAAGAGAAUUGCUGUCCUCCCGGGCACUGGCACCAUCCGCCAAGGGGCCAACAUGAAGGGUGCAAUUACCCUGACCAUACUGAUUGGGGUCUUUGUUGUCUGCUGGGCCCCGUUCUUCCUCCACUUAAUAUUCUACAUCUCUUGUCCCCAGAAUCCUUACUGUGUGUGCUUCAUGUCUCACUUUAACCUGUAUCUCAUACUGAUCAUGUGUAAUUCCAUCAUCGACCCUCUAAUUUAUGCACUCCGGAGCCAAGAACUAAGGAAAACCUUCAAAGAGAUCAUCUGUUGCUAUCCUCUAGGCGGCCUCUGUGAUUUGUCUAGCAGAUACUAACUGUGCAGAUAGAAACGUGCAUAAGAGACUUCUUCAUUCUUACAGAACCGGAACGUUGUGCUUUGAUGACCCUUUUUUCCUCUGUGUAAGGCAUGGGUUGAGACUAUCUGUUGUAUAAAUUUAAGUUCAUGACUUUUUUUUGGAAUGGAAACAAUGCCCAGUCUCUGUACAUUUCUAAUGUCUUGCUACUUUUUGGCUGUACAAUGUUAAUCCAUAUUAUAGGUUGUAGGCACUAUGAAUGUAUAAAGAAAAAAAAAACCUCUUAUUAAAAGCAUAAGAAUGUUUCUUGUUACUCACAAGGAUUUGACACUUUGCUUGUUUUAGUAACACAGAAAUCACAGAAUCAUUAAAUAUGCUCUAACAAAUGGCUUCUUACAUUACACUAUCUAACACUGAAAUGUAGAGAUUUGAUUGUAGCAUUUGGGGGUAAAUAUUGAAGGAUAGAUGCUUAG
Prionailurus viverrinus (fishing cat) is the source of this 1562-nucleotide messenger RNA. RefSeq names its product melanocortin 4 receptor (gene MC4R). The record is from RefSeq and is a predicted model, not a curated record. The transcript has a single exon. Gene Ontology annotation, cellular component: membrane. The coding region runs from base 112 to 1110 and encodes 332 amino acids. Gene Ontology annotation, molecular function: melanocyte-stimulating hormone receptor activity. NCBI's taxonomy places the organism in Eukaryota, Metazoa, Chordata, Mammalia, Carnivora, Felidae. Gene Ontology annotation, biological process: G protein-coupled receptor signaling pathway.